Gigantopelta aegis is the source of this 4339-nucleotide messenger RNA. Its product is annotated as mucin-17-like. The coding region runs from base 29 to 3253 and encodes 1074 amino acids. The record is from RefSeq and is a predicted model, not a curated record. The transcript has 3 exons. Lineage: Eukaryota; Metazoa; Mollusca; Gastropoda; Neomphalida; Peltospiridae.
UUCCAGGGUACUGGUCGUGUGUUGAAGUAUGGAGAGAUUACCUGCCUUUCUUCUGCUAUGUGUUUUACUUAUUCUACCUGCAGAUGUACAUUUGAAACCUUUCGUUGUGUCCGUGGAGAACGCAGGACGGGCGGCCGGUCUAUCGAACCUAGACACCGCCAGCGCCGGGAGAGUGGCGUAUUAUGGGCCAACACCAAAUCCGUCUCCUAGCAAAGCCGUACAGUUCAUCUACAGUGGCGUCCCUCCUACUCUGACGUCACUCAACCAAACGUCGUCGUCAUCGGAGCAACCAACCAUCGUGUCGUCUCAGAGUACGUUAGUCGUCAGUCCCGUCGCCGAGGCGAUUCGUCCUUCCGGUGACGCAGCCGCGGUAGUAAAGGGAGUGAACUCUGCCACGCAGACGGCAACGGAUGUUAAAAUGGCGGCGGCUGUUGCAAAGAGUGGGGGCUAUACACGAAUGAUGAGUUACUUGGAACGAUUCUAUUCCGCUCUGACGUCAAGAAUAUCCUCCAUGGAGAGGCAGUUGAAGUCGGUUACGAAAUCCGUGGAAGGGAUUAGGAGUGUUAUGCAUACAAUUACAAAAUUACAAAGCGACAGUUUUUCCCUUGUCCAAAAAGUGGAGCAGGAGAUAAGAAAUUCGGUUUUUCCCCAAAAAACGAGUGUCAAGGUUGCUCCUAAAACCCCACUGCCAACGGAACAGUCUAAGCUGAGCAAAGUACCCCAGGUGAAUUAUCAAACCGAUUCAAAUAUGAUAAUAUCACCUGCAAAUAAACCACCUAUCCACAACACAAUUUUAUCACCUUCUAAUAAACGCCCAAUCAGUAACAGUGUUUCAUCGCUUGUUAAUAAGCAACCAAUCGACAUCAUUGUUUCACGACCUGUUAAUAAGCAACCAAUCGACAUCAUUGUUUCACGACCUGUUAAUAAGCAACCAAUCGACAUCAUUAUUUCACGACCUGUUAAUAAGAAACCAAUCGACAUUGUUUCACGACCUGUUAAUAAGCAACCAAUCGACAACAUUGUUUCACGACCUGUUAAUAAGAAACCAAUAGACAUUACUGUUUCAUCAACUGUUAAUAAAAAGCCAGUUGACAUUAUUGUUUCAUCACUAAUGAAAAUGCAACCAAUCGGCAUUCCUGUUUCAUCAACAGCUGAUAAACAGCCAACCAGCAAGACUGUACCAUCAACUAUUUAUAUUCAGCCAACUGGCAACACUGUUUUAUCAGCCAGUAAUAAACAACCAAUUAACAACUAUGUUUUCUCAGCUGCAUAUAAACUACCAGCCAAUGCUCCAGCUGAUAACACUGUCUCGUCGGGGUCUCGAAUGGCAGCCGAGAACAUGGUUAGUAGCCACCCAAUCGAUAGUACUAUUUCAUCAGCAAACAGUAAAACACCAGUUGGAAGUAUAACACCAAUCAGCAAUACUGUUCCAUCGACUGGUAGCAAUGAUCCAAUCAGCAACACUGUUCCAUCGACUGAUAGUGAAACACCAAUCAGUAACAUUGUUCCAUCGCCUGGUAGCAAUGAUCCAAUCAGCAUCACUGUUCCAUUGACUGGUAGCAAUGAUCCAAUCAGCAACACUGUUCCAUCAACUGGUAUUGAAACACCAAUCAGCAUCACUGUUCCAUUGACUGGUGGCAAUGUUCCAAUCAGCAACACUGUUCCAUCGACUGGUGGCACUGUUCCAAUCAGCAACACUGUUCCUUCGACAGAUAGCAAUGUUCCAACCAGCAAUACUGUUCCAUUGACUGGUGGCACUGUUCCAAUCAGCAACACUGUUCCUUCGACAAAUAGCAAUGUUCCAAUCAUCAACGCUGUUCCAUCUACUGGUAGCAAAACACCAGUCAGCAACACUGUUCCAUCUACUGGUAGCAAAACACCAAUAAGCAACACUGGUCCAUCGACUGGUAUUGAAACACUAAUCAGUCAGACCGUGUCAGCAGCUGUUAAUAAGCCGACAACAGGAAAUUCAAAUGUCACGCCAAUACAAAACGCUGAGGCGAAUCAAAAUAUACCACUCGAUCGAAUUCCUCCUCAGCUAACUGUAGACAAUAAACAGCAAGGACAGCAGCAACAACAGCAGCAACAGCUUAUUCAACAGAAUCAACAACAACAAGAAACACAGCAGCAGCUGAAAAAACAAGGGAAAAAACAAAAACAAGCACCACGGCCACAGCCAUUAGAUCAUCAACAGUCGAUGCAACAAGGACAACAACAACCACCACCACCACCACCACCACCACAACAACAACAACAGCAGCAAACUCGGCAAUCACAGUUAAAAGAGGGCAAGAUACCCCACUCGCCAGCCAGACAGACGUCAAACACUAAUGAGCAAGCAACUCAAGACGCGUACUACACACCUCAGGCACCUGACGCGAGAUCCGUACCAUCCAAAAUGGCCGACUACAGAACAUUCCUCAGUGUUCUCAAAGACUUCUGGGAAGCUGCUGGUACUCCUGCCGACCCGAGUCCUCCGAGUGGCUAUGUAGCUGGUCCGUCAGCAGAACCUUCGACAGGACAUCUAACAUCGCCGACGGGCUUCCCCGGUGACGUCGUACAUCCUGAAACUGUAUCUUCGCAGAGCCAAGGUAUAGUAGGAGAAUCUCAGACUGUACCAGUACAACCUGAAAUAGUUCCAGUACAACCUCAAACAGUUCCAGUACAACCUCAAACAGUUCCAGUACAACCUCAGACAGUUCCAGUUCAACCCCAGACGGUACCAGUACAACCUCAAACUGUUCCACUACAACCUCAGACUGUUCCAGUACAACCUCAGACUGUUCCAGUACAACCUCAGACUGUACCGGUACAACCUCAAAUUGUUCCAGCACGACCUCGAACUGUAAUGGUACAACCUAAACCGGUACGCAUACAACCUGAGCCAGUUCCUGUUCAGGAUUACUCUGGACCCAUAGACAUUGAAUUUUAUAAUCCGGCAGAACUUAACACGACGCCCACAGACCCUCAGACACAUGGUUAUAUGGAAGCAAUGGACACUUAUAAUCCACGUUUCCCUCCACGACCCGAUGUGGGAACUUUGCCGUCGGGUCCCCAGGCGAAUCUGAACCCGAACCAUGGCGGGGAGGUGCCCGAGCUGGGGAUGUUCGACUUCUUCAACAUGUUGUCCACCAUGAUGGUUCCAGGCAUGGGCCCGACCACAACCACGAAGCAGCCGACACCCCCCGUUUACGACAGGAAGUCCGCGGAAAAGAUGAGACUCAUGGCAAGCAUUUUAGAGGCCUUCUUUUGAAGAUACCACGGCAGACGAUACCAAUUCGUUACAUCGAUGGUUAUCAUGGAAACGAUAAAUAUCAACAUCCAGAUAUAUUAUUUUUGUAUACUUAUUUAAAUAUUGAAAACCUUGUAACAUUGUACAUAUAAUUAUUAUAUUGAGUGUUGGAUGGGGUGGGGGAGUAAGAGGUAACGAGUGCUACACUCCCCCACUACCCAUUCCAGGGAAGCAAGGACAAUGCAAGUUUCUCUCUUUCCACUUUUUCGAAACAAUGUAUUAGAAUACGUGUCUGAACCUUUAAAGGAUAUAGACACGUGAAUAAAGUUUAAGUCUAUUAAAAUACCAUUAAAACUUGAAAGGUCACAAGUUAUAUUAAUGAGGUUGUGAGAAAUGAUUCCAAAUCGGUUGAUGGUUCUGUGGAAUUGAUCAUCAUUAGGUCCGAUAACAUCUCUUUUUUAGAAUAAAUCUCGCCUGGAAAAAUUCAGGAGAGUGGCAAAUUGAAUUUUUAAAAACAUUUUUUAAAAACGUAUGUGAAUGCACACUUAGCACUAUUUCAGGAGAGUGAUCUUCAGCUCUCCUUAAUUUUGCCCAUGAUGAAGAAUUUGCCUUUAAUAAUUUUGUCUGAAAUAUACGAAAUGUUUGGAUACCACACUAACCAAAAUAAAAGUGCGUUUCAAAAAUCAAACAUUGGUUUUUAAAUGUGACGUCAGUGACCGUUAAAAUGCACUUUUGUUGUUUUUGAUUUAGAUGGUGGCAUAAUUCUAGGAACAUUUGUGUGGGGUGGAGAGAGGGGUUUUUCUUAUGUUGAAAACGGCCUGGUCCUAGUAUAAACAGCGGGCCGGGGUGUGGGUACAGUGGUUAUCAAGAUGGCUGGUAUUUUCGUCCUAGUUGAUAUUUAUUACAACACAGGGGAGGAAUUGCCCUGCCCUUCGCUAGAAACAGCCUUGAAAUAACUUCGAUUUCACCGGGGGACAAAAAUGCAUUGCCAUUACUUCUUGUUUUUUAAAGUUGUGCCCACUCCUCCCAAGGAUAAAUCUUAUAAAUUGUUAUAUUUUUAUUGAUGUAUAAAGGUGAUAAAUUGAAGUAAUAAAUUUAUAUAAAAAG